Phascolarctos cinereus (koala) is the source of this 927-nucleotide messenger RNA. Its product is annotated as olfactory receptor 4C12-like. Gene Ontology annotation, molecular function: G protein-coupled receptor activity; olfactory receptor activity. The record is from RefSeq and is a predicted model, not a curated record. Lineage: Eukaryota; Metazoa; Chordata; Mammalia; Diprotodontia; Phascolarctidae. Gene Ontology annotation, cellular component: membrane. Gene Ontology annotation, biological process: G protein-coupled receptor signaling pathway.
AUGAAGAAGAAAAAGAAUGUGACUGAAUUUGUUCUAUUGGGUCUCACGAGGAACCCUGAGAUGCAGAAAGUCAUGUUUGCUAUAUGUUUAAUCACUUAUGUUAUCACUGUCAUGAGUAAUAUGCUCAUUGUGAUCACUAUUGCCUCCAGCCAGACUCUGGUCUCACCAAUGCACUUCUUUCUAGCAUUCUUGUCUCUGAUAGAUGCUUUCUACCCAUCAUCAAUGGUCCCCAAAAUGCUUGUAGAUAUGCUCCGUGAGAAGAAAACCAUCUCCUUCAAUGCGUGCAUGACCCAGCUUUUUCUAGAGCAUUUUCUUGGGACUUCUGAGAUUGUGCUCCUCAUAGUAAUGGCCUUUGACAGGUAUGUGGCCAUCUGCAGACCUCUGCACUAUAUGACAAUAAUGAACCACCGCCUUUGCUGUUUCCUCAUUGGAUUGACUUGGACAGUGAGCUUCCUGCAUUCAAUAGGACAGAUUCUCACCAUAGUCUGGCUUCCCUUCUGUGGGCCCAAUGUUAUAGAUCAUUUUAUAUGUGACGUUAUUCCCUUGAUUCAACUUGCCUGCACAGACACCUUCCUUAUAGGUCUGCUGGUUGUUGCCAAUGCAGGGUUAAUUUCAAUGAUGAGUUUCAUUGUUUUGAUGUUCUCCUAUGCCAUUAUCCUGCGUUCCCUGAAAAGUUACAGCUCUGCAGGGAGACGCAAGGCUCUAUCUACUUGUAGCUCCCACAUUACUGUAGUCAUUUUGUUCUUUGUCCCCUGUGUGUUCAUGUAUCUGCGACCAGUAACUACAUUCUCCACUGAUAAAAUUAUAACUGUGUCCUACACUCUUGUCACUCCCUUGUUAAACCCAAUUAUCUACACAGUAAGGAAUGAAGAGGUAAAAAAUGCCAUCAAGAAGUUAUGGAGUAAAAAAAUUGGCUUCAGAUUCUAA